Molecule: messenger RNA, 1092 nt
Organism: Lodderomyces parapsilosis
Lineage: Eukaryota; Fungi; Ascomycota; Pichiomycetes; Serinales; Debaryomycetaceae
Exons: 1
Coding region: 1-1092 (363 amino acids)
Molecular function (GO): protein heterodimerization activity
Source: RefSeq, a predicted model, not a curated record
AUGGAAGACUCGUUUUAUUUUUCCCUACUACGAGUAUCAAUAGCUCAAAUACUCAAAACACAAGGAUUUGACAAAUGUAAACCAUCAACAUUAAACACAAUCACAUCCUUAUAUAUCAUCUACUUGUCGAAAUUAGCCACAGAGUCAAUAGACUGUAGUCUUAUUAGAACAAGAACUAAUUCACCAGAAGUACAGGAUGUAAUGCAAGCCAUGAUCAAUUUGGGGUUGGUGAAAGCUACCCAGGGGCAUAGAAUCCAUGAUGAAUUUUUUGAUGAACUGGAGUAUAAUACAAAGUCGAUAAACCUGUUUAAAAGUUGGGUAUUGAGUUAUUAUGGAGAACAAAUUAGAGAUAUCGCCGAAAGAAAACAGAGGAGGAAUGAACAAGAUGCAAUUGAUGAGAAUGCUAGAGCCCAAGUUGAUGAAAAGGACAACCAGCAACAGCAACAGCAACAGCACCCCCACCACCACCCAGAGGAUUUUUAUCAUCAAUUCAUACUGAGUAAUGGUCAAACCAGCUCGAAGAAGGACGAAAGCAGCAAAAGCGGCGAAGAAGUGGACAAUGUGUCGUCUUUGAUGCAUGACAAUAACAACAACAAAUUGAAAUGGUUAAAUCAUCUACUUGAAAAGGAUUUGAAAUUAGGCCACAAGUUGAAGUUUCUUUACGCUACUGAAUUCAUAGCUAACGAAUUCGAACAAAGCUUACUAAAGGGACAACGAAAAUUGAAAGGGACAACUAAUAAUACUGAACAAGGCGUAAACGAAAGUGAUUUGGAUUUAGACUUACAAUUGAAAAUCAAGAGUAUUCGAAAUAGUGAUUGGAAUGAUUACAUUGUGAAACCAGUAAGUGCUACCAAAGCCAAAGAUAAGAGAGAUGACUAUACUGUUGGUGGUACAACUGAUAUUGAUGACAUUGGCGCUGUUGAUGAGUUGGUUAAAAAGGAAGCUGUUUUGGAAAAAUAUCUACCUUACAAUAUCAAAUACUCGGCGCCGCUAUUAUCGGAUGAUAUUGAUAUCCAGGAUGAUGAUAAACAAGAUGUGGAUGCUGAGAUGGAAGACAGCCAACUCCACCUUGUACAAUCUAAUGAAAUAUAG